Molecule: messenger RNA, 2864 nt
Organism: Sclerotinia trifoliorum
Lineage: Eukaryota; Fungi; Ascomycota; Leotiomycetes; Helotiales; Sclerotiniaceae
Source: the annotation of a GenBank genome assembly
AUAUAAGUUGUGAAUAAUAGUGUGAAUACAAAUAUGAAUAAGAGUAAAUAUAUAAUAAAACAACGGAUUCACAUCCAGCUCCAGCGCCCCCCAAGAUCUACUUAAGAGAUUACUUUUCCACUCUUUCCUUUUCUGUUUUCCUUUUCUUCUUGUAUAUCAGACAGAAUCAAAACUGCUACUGCGAAUAAAAUCAAACAAGUAUCAACAAUUUCAAUAUUUCAACAAUAAAAUUUACUGGAAAGGUUAAUUAAUAUCAAAAUAUCAAAAUUCAACAUCACCAAUACUUCAAAUCACAUCACAUCCAACAAUCUGUCUCACCAACUUACAAAAUUUUAUCAAGACUUACAUUCCCAUCAUGUCACUCCCAGGGCGCAGUAACAGCAUUAGAGAUUCCGAUCACAGAGCUGAGAGGUCGGUGUCAGUAUUAGAGGGGCUCACAGACUUGGGAAUGGGAUUUGAUUCCAUGUCUUUCUUGAUCCGGGAGUCUGCUACUGGGUAUCAGAACCAGGGCCAGAAUCAGCCAGCUGGAGAUUUGGAUGGAGAUUUGGAUGCAAAUAAUGAGCAUGAGCAUGAGCAUGAGCAAAGAGGACGUCUACGAACGAGAUCGCGAGACUUUUCGUCAUCUCCCCACUUCUUAUUACCUCCUAACACGAUCAACAACUCAUCCUUGAACCCAUUCUCCCCAGACCAAAACCCAACCCCAUCGAUCGCCGCUGCCCCCCCUCUUCCCAAUUCUCAAGUUCAACAAGAGCUUACGAAUGGAUCGGUGGGAAUUGAAUCACUACCCACCGAAACACAAAACUCACCAUUUACAAGACAAGUCCUUCGGCCAAUCCCCACAUUCGGACCAGAAAGUUGGAAUGAGUUCGCAUCCGAAGCCAGAGAGUGUAGUACAUCACCUCUUGCGCGAAGUAACGUUACGGAUGCAUUGAUUCGGUUGCAGAGGGAUAUUAGUAGAGUUAGAGAGGAGGUGCAUAGGACUGCGGAGACGAGAUCGGUUUCUCCUUCGAGCGAGACGGGAGGUAUAUGGUUGAUAGAGGGAGAGGAUGAUGGAGAGGAAGCAUGGUCCCCAAGUACUUGGGUAGAUCAUCAUGAUGUUCAGCCCGUCCCAGCGAUAGAAGAAGAGGUUUCUACUCUUCAAACGGAUACACGGGAUAACGAAUCCAAUCCGGAAACUGAUAGUUCGCGAAAUGUAUCGCUCCGUGAGAGACGUGAUAUAUCUCCACAUCCACAUCAACAUUCUAUAUCCGACUUCGUAAAUGAAAUCGCAAUUAUCGUCGAAGCGAGAAAUCGGGCUGCUGCCGAGAGAAUAGAGGAUGAAAUUGCUCGGAUGCAAUGGGCAGCCAGGCCACCAACAUCCAACAGAUCGAUAUUUCCGCACGAAGGAAAUGUUGGAAACGCCUCUAGAAGUACUCCACGGGUUCCAGACCAGAUGAGUAGAGAAUCAAGCAAUGAUAUGAGUGGAACGAUGAACUUUCUUACACGUACACCGCGCCUACAGCCAAGUACCAGUUACGAAAACCUCCGUUUAGAGAGACAACUUGCUGCGCUUCUUCCGUUCGAGACUCAAAAUUAUGGUACAUCUCAAAUGGCAGCUGCACCCCGUGAACAUCUCUCGCAUUCACAAUGGAAUCCCACUGAUUCAGAACCAGAUCCUGAUGCGAAUAUAUCUCCACCAUCUCGAGUUCCCGGCGCGCUUUCUAUGAAUUCCCAGACUAUUGCACCAGACACCGAAACCUCUUCUCCUCAUUCCAUGUCUAGAAGCCAUAUAAGCCACAGAAACCACAGAAGUCCAUCACAUGAACAAAGUAUAUCUCCCACGGCCGAACAACAAUUCGACGCCAUGAGAUUAAACCGCAUACCAUCACGGACGCCCAUUACCGCGCACGACCAUCUAGCAAGUUGGCAAUCCCACCUUGAAAGGUCCACUUGGAGAAAAGAUUUCUGGCUCUCCGAACAAUGGUUGCAUCGACGAGGGAGAUACACAUUAAUCCCUCCCGUUUCAAGCUCCAUUUCCAUCGAGGACGUUAGUGGUACCACUCGCUCUGAUGCGGAAAUUCUUACUGCGUAUUUACUCUCUGCAUCUGAUGGAGUUAAGGAGAUUUUGAGAUUGGUGGUAGAGGAUGGGAUGCCUGUUAGAGAAGCAUGGCAUUACUUAAUACUGUGGCAAGGGUUUAUCUUGGAUUGGCCGGUGAAUAAAUAUCAUGAUGAGCAUGGGUUAGUGCCGAUGGAUCUGGUGAUGAUUAUGCAGGGGUUGGAUAAGGGAUGGGGAGACUGGAAGAUGAGCAGGAAGUGUAGAAGUGAAUGUAGUGAAUAUCUUGUCAAGAGAACUAAUUAUUAUCCCUUCCCUUCCGCGGAAUUUCUAACUGCAGGAGCGAAUCUGGAAGUCGUAACUGCGCAGAGCCUUCGGGAUUAUUUUGGCUCCAGACUCGGUCUUCUUGAUGAGGAAUGGAAUUCCUUAGCAUUAUUGAGAGAUAAAAAUUACUCCACAGCACGCAUACUCCGCCUCGCAACAAAUUUCGCUCUGGCAUGCGUCAAAGUCAAAACUGUGAAGCUCAAGCCGCCAUUCGAUGACUCGGAGAACGCAAAACGUAGGGAAAUCUUCGAAAGACUUAAAGUGGAAGAACUGCUACUUGCAGGUCCGGACGGCGCAUUAACUGUACGGGAAUAUUAAGCACUUUUUGCGGAUGAAAUGAAAUGAGCGUUGAACAUAAAUUGGUAGAGGAUAGGUUGGAGGGAUCUUUGAUGCCGGAGGAACGGAGUUUUGAUUUGUGAGGCGUUUGAUAGAGGGGUCUCGUUGGAGAGAAUUUUAGAGGUGAGAAGCAAGUGGGAGGUGGAAUUGGAUGAGGAGCGGAGUGGGGCUA